Molecule: messenger RNA, 3247 nt
Organism: Phlebotomus argentipes
Lineage: Eukaryota; Metazoa; Arthropoda; Insecta; Diptera; Psychodidae
Gene: Gbs-76A
Product: glycogen-binding subunit 76A
Exons: 3
Coding region: 858-2282 (474 amino acids)
Biological process (GO): regulation of glycogen biosynthetic process
Cellular component (GO): protein phosphatase type 1 complex
Molecular function (GO): glycogen binding; protein phosphatase 1 binding
Source: RefSeq, a predicted model, not a curated record
GAAGAAGGGAUUCUCAGUUCAACAAUGAUGAUCUUAAUCCUUUGAUGUUCUUUUAAAAUACUAGCGGAAUGAUUGAAUUAAUAUACAAGUCAGCUUUUCCGCAAUCUCAUAGCUCAAAUAUUAAUUUCUCCAGCCAUAGAAUAAUUCAAUGUAUUUCGCAUUUCUUUGGAAGAAGUAUCAUUUAUUCAGAAGAGGAAGAUCAGUCGAUGUUGAGAUGUCUAUAGAAAUAUUCAAAGAUCUUAUUGAUUAGGUGAAUACUUUAAACAAAAACUUCGAUAACUCUCAGAAACCAAUGCAAACACAGCAAAUACCAAUGCUGAUAAGACAAACUCAGCAUUGAUAACAGAAAUAUUUGCAGAAAACAAGGCAGAAAGUAUCUCAAAUCCAGACUCACUGUGGCUGUGAAAUGAGGAGCCUUUUCCGCUCUUUUCUGACCACUUUCUCCGGAACGUGUUUGCAACUCCGUGGUCUCAUCGCGCACGCGUCUCAGUCGCCAGUCGCGAGCUCUCGUGCACAAUCUCCACCGCGUCGGCCGGCGUCAGAUGACCUUGCCGCGUCCUUGGCUUGACACCGUCAAGAGACACUGUCGCAGAGUCAAAGCGAGUUGCUGUCGGCGGAGGCAGAGAAAGAGACCUCAAGAAGUCCAACAGUGUUGUGUGUUGCCUGUGGCCAAAACAAGUGUGUGGACGCUUCGUGAAUCUCACCAGCAGAACAGUGAAGUGCCUCGCGAGUGACUCUAGCUUUGGAUGCAGUGAAGAUCUACUGGAAUCUGGAAGAAGGCCAGAAAUCAGUGCUAGCUCCGGACGACAAAAGUGAUGCUAGUUGUCCCGCAGACGUGAUUCCGGUUAUCCAGUCGAAUGAGUGCACCUGAAGAAACGCGGGAGAACAUCGACAAACCCUGCGGGCUGCUCUCGCUCAUUCCCCUAGGGAUGUCCUGUCGCGGUCGGGCGGAGGCUUUCGCGAGACGCCUCCAGUCAAGGCUCAGGACUCUGGGUUCCAAUGGCCUCGACGACACAAUAAAUCACACAGAUACUUCCUGGCUGGUUGGUCAGAGCAGCGAUGAGGUGAUAUCCAGCCUGCCUGAUGGCUUGGACGACACCUUCGGAAAUGCCACAGAGCUACCGAUGGAACCUGAAAGUCCCGGGAGUCCGGCUGAAGAGUGCGAGUACACCAGACUGGUUGAGACGCCGCAGGACGGCGCUGCCGAGUCAGGCUUCGUGUGCGCCUCACCAAUGUCACCUGAAGACAGCGUGAGUAGCUUCAGUUCCUCCGAAGGCACCUUUUUUGAUCCCGACAGCGACUACUUCGAUUGUACGGAUUCGCAGAAGGAUUCCUCACCGACACUCUUCAAUGGCCACGAAACGACAGAGAGUCCCUCAGAUUCUCUGCCACCGUCGCAGACUGACUCUAAUUCCACCCUGACUGAGUGUCACACAUCUGCAUCCAACAGCACAUUGCAGGAAAUGAUGGAAAUCCCGUCGCUGGCAGAGCUGGCUGAGCCACCAGACGACGAACUACCCCAGGAGGUUCCAGAAGAACCUUCCACAAACGGUCUGGACACCGAGCUACAGAGGGAGGCCAGCCCAGAAGGGCGCCCACAGCGCAUUCAGCGGAGUUCAUCUCUCAAGUCCGGCAAAACACCACCGGGAACGCCUGGCAGGAAGAAAUUUGUUCGCUUCGCCGAUGUGUUGGGUUUGGAUCUUGCUGAUGUGCGCACAUUUCUCGAUGAUGUCCCACGGAUACCCACGUCAGCAUUCGACGAUCUUGACGUCGGCACGUGCGCAGAGGAUAUCCACCUCUCACUGGAGCCUCGGGUGGACAAGGUCCUCGUGCCGUUGUUCCAGCAGCCGAGCAGCCUGCCCAAGUUCCUGGACUUGGUGCGCGAACACAACGUCUUCCUGGAGAAUGCCGCCGUCACAGAUCCCAGCACACUCACAAUCACGGGCUGUGUGCGUGUCCGCAAUCUGGAUUUUCACAAAUCCGUCCAUGUGCGCUACAGCACAGACGCCUGGCGCAGUUAUGCCGACCUGCAGGCCAACUAUGUGGAGAACUCCUGCGACGGCUUCUCAGACAAAUUCUCCUUCACUCUCUUCGGCAAUGCCCUGCAGGUGGGGCAGCGCCUGGAGCUGGCACUGCGCUUCCAGUGUCACGGUCAGCAGUUCUGGGACAACAAUCACGGGUCCAACUACUGCUUUCAGUGCCUCCCCGCCACGACACUCACCCCACGGACACCACGGCGAGAGCCUGAGUCUGAGGAGUCCUGGGACGUGUCGUUCUACUGAAUCAAUGUGGCCAGCCAGAUUGUUUCUCUGUCUGGCCUUAUAAUCGCCAUCGAAUUGAGAUUGCAGAGUGUCCCUAUAUGUUUCUGACAACGAUUAGGCUAAUUGGGCACGGCCUUCGAAUGAGAGGAGCCUAAUAAGAUUUCCCUUUUUCCUAAUAUACAAAACCAAUUAUACUGUCCAGAGAUUUCUAUAUCCUUAUGAUGGUUGUGAGGAAGCCAAUUUGGACUACAGAAAUCAAGGCUUACAUUGUUUUCAGGCUGAUUUUAAAGCCUCAAAUUCUAUGGAUCAAAAUUAUCCUCACCAACCGUUUCAGGAUUGAAAAACUCUCUAAUCUCUGUAGUGUUAAAUCUAAGUAACAGUUAAAAGAAUGAUUAUCAUAUUAACAAGGGACAUAAUUUAGAAGAAUUCUGCAAUCUCAAGCGUAGUUUGAGGAAAUCCUGUCUUAAAUCAGUCAAGAGACCUUAGCAAGUGGCCAAAAAAUGCAAUGAAACACUGAGAAUAGGGACAACAGUGAAUGGCUUGGGAAUUGCACUCAAUUCUUCGAUCUACCCACGCUUUAGAGAUGAAUCUCCCAAAUCAAUUUCGAUGCCAACAGCCUCGAAAUAGACGUGGUGGAGCGUGAAUGAGUUUGAUCCACGAGGAAGCCCGUCAAGCUUGAGCUUCAACUGUGCAACAAAUAAAAAUGUGAUAAAUUUCUGACUGAAGGGAAGGUGUGUCCUUAUUGCUCGACGGGCGUCCUCGAUGGCUUCAUGCAAGACGAUGUGGCAAUAACUGUUAAAUUGUAAGAUAAUAUAUCCUGAGAUGUGAAAAAAAUGAUGAGGUGAAUCAAAAGAGGAAUACAAAAUAUCGGUAGAUGUUGAAAAUGUUUUCUAAGAAAAUACACACAGUCUUUUUUGUGAAGAAAAUUGAUUUAAGAAACUUGUUGGCAGAUCUGUUUUCAACAAAUAAAGAGACAUUGUAGAGAA